AACCCGCGGCGGGCCGGCGGCGGAGCAGGCCCGGGGCCCCGGGGAGGCUGCGGGCGGCGCAGGGCCCGGCGCGGCGGAGCGAGGCCCGGAGAUGCCGAGCAAGAAGAAGAAGUACAACGCGCGGUUUCCGCCGGCGCGCAUCAAGAAGAUCAUGCAAACGGACGAAGAGAUCGGGAAGGUGGCGGCCGCCGUGCCUGUCAUCAUCUCCCGGGCCCUCGAACUCUUCCUGGAAUCCCUCUUGAGGAAGGCCUGCCAGGUGACACAGUCGCGAAAUGCCAAGACCAUGACCACGUCCCACCUGAAGCAGUGCAUUGAACUGGAGCAACAGUUUGAUUUCCUAAAGGACCUGGUGGCCUCUGUCCCCGACAUGCAGGGAGAUGCGGAGGACAACCACAUGGACGGCGACAAGGCGCCGCGAAGGGGUCGGAAGCCAGGCAGCGGCGGCCGCAAGAACGGUGGCAUGGGAAGCAAGGCCAAGGACAAGAAGCUGUCAGGCACCGACUCCGAGCAGGAGGGCGAGUCUGAGGACACAGACACGGACGGGGACGAGGAGACACCCAUGCCGCCUCCCCAGACCAGCCACCCCCCUGUCCACUUUCAGAGCCCUUCCGCCCCUUUCCUGCCCUUCGCCCCUACUCUGCCUCUGCCCCCCACGCCGCCGGUGCCCCCAGGUCCGUCUGCGCCAGACAUGGAGGAUGAAGAGGACUACGACUCCUAGCGCCCUUCGCCCCCGGGCCAUACUCCUUUUAGUUGGUUUUAGUUGCUUUUGGGGGGACAGAGAAAAGGUGGAGUUGUUCUUAAAUUUAUUAAAAAAAAAAAUUUAAAAAG
Messenger RNA from Ochotona curzoniae (black-lipped pika), 828 nucleotides. RefSeq names its product DR1 associated protein 1 (gene DRAP1). The record is from RefSeq and is a predicted model, not a curated record. NCBI's taxonomy places the organism in Eukaryota, Metazoa, Chordata, Mammalia, Lagomorpha, Ochotonidae. Gene Ontology annotation, biological process: positive regulation of transcription by RNA polymerase II; negative regulation of transcription by RNA polymerase II; transcription by RNA polymerase II. Gene Ontology annotation, cellular component: negative cofactor 2 complex; nucleus. Gene Ontology annotation, molecular function: protein heterodimerization activity; RNA polymerase II general transcription initiation factor activity; transcription coactivator activity. The transcript has 7 exons. The coding region runs from base 92 to 718 and encodes 208 amino acids.